This is a messenger RNA of Acromyrmex echinatior (Panamanian leafcutter ant), 1441 nucleotides long. RefSeq lists its product as uncharacterized. The record is from RefSeq and is a predicted model, not a curated record. NCBI's taxonomy places the organism in Eukaryota, Metazoa, Arthropoda, Insecta, Hymenoptera, Formicidae.
UAAAAGGAGUUACAAUUUAUAAUUACAAAGAUAUCAUGCUAGUACAAAUUACAUUUAUUUCAUUUGCGCCAGAGCGUAUGUACACCACCCGUGCGAUACCAUUGUAAAACUCAAAGACAAUAGAUUUAAAUCAAUAUAUCUACGAUAAAAUUACUAUUCGAUAUAACUAGAAUGAUAUAAGAUUUCUCUGUAAUUUAAAUAUAUUGAGGAUUUUCUGAAUAAAACAGUAUGGUUAAAAGCAGUUUUCAUCAGUUUUUAGAUUUAAAUGUCAUUUUGCGUAUCAAACCAAGUUCGCUUUUGUUAUGUCCGCGUUAACGAACUUCAACGUACACUCGUAUAUUUGUCUAACCACUUCUGUCAAUAUUUACGUUACACGAAACCCCACGACUCGUGACAAUGUAAUUCGCACGUCGUUACUCGCGACGAUCCCGUCCAAAAAUGUUCGCACAUGAUUAUGUGGAGGUCAUCAAAAAGGCUGAUCAUCAACUGCUUACAAUUUGUCAUUAGAUGCGGUCGCAGUAACUUCGAUGCGGAUGAUUUAGAUGACAUUUCGGAUUACGACGUCCUGGAUGUUCCUAGUAAUGUAGCGAUAAUUGCCUCUGUUGCCGCGGAGAAUCAUCUCCGUUGUUAUGAGAAAUGCAUUUAUUUAAAAAUAUUCAGUUUAAUCAGUGAGAAGAGCUCUUAUUUUUGCUCAAACGGACGGUUCAACGUCCUUGCAGUGCAAUUUCAGCCGCAAACGUUCGCGCUACCAAGGCAACCGCGCCAGGACGAUCUCCAGCAUCGACCGGACGCGCCGGGAGCGAGGAGGACCUCGCCGCCGGAAGUGGUGACCAAGGUGCUGCAAGCUCUCGAAGAGAUGGGCGAGCCCGUGGGACCGUCGACGGUGGAAAAGAUGCGCGAGUCUUCGUCGAAGUCCCUUGGGUACCUGCUGCAUUCGGGAACAUCGUCGACGAGGAUGAGCUAACAGAUUCGCCACUUCGCAGUUUCGAUGAACUUCUACCCUGUGGAGUCCAGAGUUCUUGGUACAUCAGCCACUCGGGACUCUCGUACGUGCGGACUCUCAGAAGAAGCGAACGAUUUUCGUCCAUAGAAUAUUCGACGUUCGUUCUUGUGGUUUUAUCUUUUUCUUCCUUUCUCUUAUACAGACGUGUAAGUCUUAAUUGUAAUAAUAUUAUAUGCGCGUGUAGAAAUAAACUGCAUACGAUACUUGAAAGAUUCGGAAACUUUGCAGUUUAGAUUUCUUAUCAAGAAUCAUUCAUUGCGUUUUUCAUAUGCGAUUGUGUAUUUGUCUGGCUAUAUGUUGCAUAUUGUUGUAUUUACUUCACCGAAAAAUGUAUCAACGGCGGAAGCUAUUAAUAAAAUCUUGUUACGACAAACUCGGUCCAAUUUCCGAAUUGAAUGAAUUCUUCGCAUUGAAAUUUCGUUAAAUUUCUGAUUGACC